AUGCCGCGUCCGAGAGUGCCCGCGCCGGUUUGUCUAGCGAAGUUGUCGAACUCGUAGCGUAAUAAAAUUGGCGGAUCCGUAGCCGUACGCGAAAAGAAACGGAAUCGCGUUGCUGCGAUUCAACUGGGGGAAGAAAUCUGAUCUGGUGAAAUAGUCUUAGGUGCCGGAGGGUAAUGUGUAUUUACGAAGGAUCCAAUUCGAAGGAUUUUAAAGGUUGAUUGGAAAUUGUGUGGGAAUUAAAUUUCUCGGAGAGUUUAUGGUUACAGAUUUAUGCCGAUGAUCGCUGAUCUGGAAGCGAGGAGUUCAAAAGGGUAAUAGGGUCAGCUGAGUGCGGUUCCGGGUGAACAGCGAAAGCAUCUGAUGCGAAAAAUGUAGGCAUGAUGUAAUAAGCAGCACAUCAGGCUUGAUAGCUACGGAUGCCGAAAGCUUGGGUGUCGGGAAGUGAAUAAUCCUGACAUGCCUGGAAGAGCAUUAAUAUGAUACGAGUUUGUUUUUAAUUUCGGGCACUGUGUCGAGUGCGGCAGUAAUUAAUGACAGUUGUACCUUAUCUAGUGGAUUCAUGAGGAAUCUCAUCAUUAGUAGUGUCGGCGGAUUCUACAGUGUGCUAUGUGUUUGCGUUGUGUUUGGUGAAAAGAGCAAAAAGAUACACAAGAGCCGGAUUUUGGAUAGAUGCGACUACGUGGGUUCUGCCGGGCAGACACAGCGUUGAACACGUUGAAACUAAAACGUUCCGCAGGCACAUUUCAGGCGAGGAACGGAAUAUCAGACACGUUUCUGCUCUUAUGGUUUUUCAGAAUGACGUGUGUGUAAUGUGUCGCACCUUGUCGCUAACGAGAUGAGAGACGCUUUACAGCCUGCACCGUAGUAAACAUAAAGUGAUUGUCGGUGUUAAACAUCAAACUACAUCUACUAGCAGAAAAAAAACUGAACCACUCUCCCGAUUGAAGUGCUACGAACCUGUCGAGAAGCGAAGUCAAGUGAUUGAUUAAUAAUUAAACUAGUGUGAAAACACAACGAUCCAUCGCAUCUCAGUGUCCGUGAGAAGUGCUAUGUGCGCAUCUGCAUGUGCUCGCCAGCUUCCCUAUUCAGGAAGUUCCUGUUGUUCCCCUGCAGCGGAAGCAGGGUGCCCAUAGUUUGUUGAAAGUAGAAAAAGUUGCGGUAUAUAAAUUUAUACGCUUCAGCUGCAGUAACGUCAUCCGGUCCAGGCACAUGUGGUUCACCGUGAGCCUUCCUGGGGCGUUGAAUGAUGAGUGCUGAAUUGGAGCUUAGAUGCGGUACCACGUGUUUCCCCUGAAGCAUGUCGUUGUCGAUGCAGCAGCCACUGCAGAAUGAUUCCGAGGCCUAGCCGCGGUGACAAAAACAAGUUCCGCUGAUGAGUUUGACCAUUUGUUGGUUGGUGGGCUCGUUCAAAUCUAUGUCGAACUUCACCAGCGGAUGCCCACGGCGGAAUAAAAGUUGUUUUUAGUGCAUAAAUUAUAUCCCCUGAAAUACAGCGGCUCGUAAAAAAUAACCACCACAUCAAAUCGUGAACUCGGAAGUUGGGGAAGCAACAAAAAAUAACGCAAGAACCCGUGGAUACGAAUUCCCAAUCGUCGUCGGCCGGGACGAGCUCGCAAUCCGGUCGAAGGCUUGUGUCGUAAAAAAGGGAUCAGCCUUGUGGCAGCGUUUUUUUUAGUGUAUCAGAGUGUCACUCUACAAACGGCAUAUAUUGAAACAUAGAAAAAGUGUACAGUACCAGUCGCCGGAGGCAAUCGAAAGCAGGAUGGAAACACGAAUAGGAGGAUUACUGGGAUUACUCUCCUGCUAUUGCAUCGUGAUUGCCACUGUGCUCCACAUCAUCGGCGGGGAAGUGCAGUCGUACUGGGAGCAGCCCUACGCUCAGCCUUACUUCGACAAUAGCACCCGGCGAGAGAUAACCGCCACCGUUGGGCAAUCAGCGCUUCUGCACUGCCGGGUGCGGAACCUGGGCGACCGGGCGGUGUCCUGGAUCCGGAAGCGUGAUCUGCACAUUCUAACGGUGGGCAUCCUCACGUACACCAACGACCAGCGGUUCCAGUCGCUGCACACCGAGGGCGGCGACGAGUGGACGCUGAGGAUUACUUCGCCACAGCCUCGCGACUCCGGCACGUACGAGUGUCAAGUGUCAACCGAACCGAAAAUUUCACAAGCCUUUCGGCUCAGUGUUGUGGUUUCCAAAGCAAAAAUCCUCGGCAACACGGAGCUGUUUAUCAAGAGCGGAAGCGACAUCAACCUCACAUGUGUGGCGCUGCAAUCGCCGGCGCCGCCCUCCUUCAUCUACUGGUACAAGGGAGGUCGCGUGGUUAAUUACUCGCAGCGGGGCGGAAUCAGCGUGCUAACCGAGCGGCAAACCAAAACAAGCAAACUGGUCAUUGCCCGGGCGGUGGCGUCCGACUCCGGGAACUACACCUGCUCGCCCAGCAGCUCCGAUUCUGCCAGCGUGGUCGUGCACGUCAUAAACGGCGAGCAACCAGCCGCAAUGCAGCACGGGAAUAGCAGCGCUAAUAGCAUUUUAAUAAAUAAACAUAGUUUUAGCUUAGCGUACUUGGGAGCCGUUCCGCGUGGUACAAGUUUAAUAAUAUCAUUAACAUCGUCAACCCUCGGUAUGAUACUGAAAUCGAUUUUCCUGCACGGUGCAUACAGGUGACUUAUGGUGUGAAAUGUUGGAUGUUACAGCGUUUGAAGAGCACCGAACCGAUUCGGUGCGAGGCCGGUUCGAUAGGUUUAUGUGAACAUAGAAUUCUAAUGAUACUUGAAGAUUUAGAAGCAAAAAAGAGUCUUUUACUGUGAGAUAGGAUUAGGUAGAGUGUAAUCUGAACAAAAAAGGUAAUAGACGCCAAAUGAGGUCAUUUGAUUCACAAUAACGCCAUGUAGGAUGUCUUAAUUUGGAAAAGUCAUGGCGAAUUUAUUGAAGGUUCUCCAUUUAGAUCAAUUUUGUAAAGCAAAUCACAAGCUUUCAUGAAAAUCAUGAAGAUCAAAGGUUUGAUAUAUUCCGAGUUCUGUAUAUAGUACAUCACACUCAUAGGCGUUUAUUUUUGUAUCAUAUUCAUAGUCGUUUCCCAAAGCUUUUCGGAAAAUACAUUCUUUGACAGUUACAGUUAACUGCAGACAGAAUUGAAGUCAUACACCAGAUUCACUGCAAGACAAUAUUUAAUUUUAAUUUAAUUUAUAUUUUUAAGACAUGAAGCUAGACUUUUGAGUUAGCCCUGAGUUAGCCCCGAAGAAAACACUUCGCUUACUGCAUUUCUAAAGAUAAAAGUCAAUGAUAUGAAACACAUCUGAUUUUGUGACGAUCAUUUUUAUGUGACAUAGCAGACCUGACGAACUUAGUUUCGCCUAAAAUUGAUUUAUGCUCUGCUUAGUUAUCGAAUAAUGCAGUAAUUUCAGUUUCAUUUGUACCUUCCCCGGUCCCAAAAAGCUGUGCAUACAAAUUUCCACGCAGAUCGGUUCAGUAGUUUCGGAGUCUAUAAGGUUCAGACAGACAGAAAUUCAUUUUUAUGUAUAUAGAAGAAGAAGAUUCAAGAUUCAUUUUCAUGGCAAUUUCUCUAUUUCACUUUGAGGACUGCGAUCAAUGUCACUAAUAGCACAAUUGACAUAUUUAUAUCUCUUCUUCUUCUUCUUCUUCUUCUUCUUCUUCUUCUUCUUCUUCUUCUUCUAUGGCUCUACAUUCCAAUUGGAACCUAAUUGAAAGCUUUUCCAUGCCCGCCAAUGCAUGAGUAUCAGUGGCGUAGCCACGGGGGUGGUUUUGGACAUAAACUCCCCCCCAGAGACAAAAUUUUUAGAAGAAUUUUUUUUUCGAACCUUCUCGAAUUAAAUAAAUGUUCAGAAAAGCUCCCCCCAGAAUAAUUUCCUGGCUACGCCACUGAUGAGUAUGUAUAUUGUGUGGCAAGUACAAUGGAUACACUAUGACCAGGGAGCCCACCCGAAAACAUCCUUGGCCCGACCGAGCAUUGAACUCGCAGUCUCCGAAUUGGCAAUCCUAUGCAUUUGUUUGCAAGGCUAACUGGAGAUACCAGCCGAAAGUUACUUGGUUGAAUAACACGUUAGGCCGAAGGUUAUCAAGGCGAAUUUCAUUUGACGAAUUGGACAAUUGGUCGAAACGGUUAUUAGUCCGAUAACUGUUUUUGCAAAAAUGUCAUUUGGCUGAAUGUGACCUAAAGACAAAAAGAACAUACAGCCGAACUGGUCAUUUGGUCGAAAAUAUGGAAAUGGUCGUUUGGCAGAAAGAACCAUUUGGCCGAAAAUGUCAUUUGUGCGAACGGGAUUUACGGACGUAAAAUCCGUUGGGCAAAACAUGUUGUUGCGUGAGAAUGCAUAAUGUAGAACCCCUGUUUUAUUUCUGUGCUGCAGACUUCGGGAUUUCACAAGUUUCGUUUUGUCGUUUAUCUCGCACGAGACAGAGCGGGCGCUUUAGAUCUAAUUCUAAUGUGAAAAAACACCGUCAUUGUAAGUGAUUCAUGUUAUUUGUAUUGACUAUCAUCAAUAAAGUUAUUUUGACUUUGUAGUAUGCGGUAAGCUAAUCAUCAAGUGUUUUAUUUGCCCGGCUGAAAGAGAGGUGCCCAAUGUCCUGCUUUCAAUACAGGUCAUAUGGCUGAAACUGUCGUUUGGUUGGACAAAAGUCAUUGUGAAAAAUGUGUGUUUGAAGAUAAUUGAGAAGUGAGAAAUGAGACGCGAUAAAUUAUAGAUAAAAAAUGAGAAAUAAGAAGUGAUAAAAAGAUGUAAGAAGUAAGACGGAACUUCUUACUGCAAAGCGUGAUAAUUGAGAAGUAAGAAAUGAGAAACUUUGGAAACGUGAAUUGUCAAGGAGAAUUGAAAAAAUGUUUCAGAUUAGAAAAUGUAAUUUUUUAUUUAAGUCAUUGCUUAAAGUCAUCGUAAAUUUUUGAGUUGUUUAUAUUACAAAUUUAUGAAACAGUAUACCCUUUCUGAUUUUCAAGAGUCAUUUUUAUGAUUGAACUUUCCUUUUGAAAUAUCCGAACACCAGAUGAACUGCCGCGAAUCAUUAACGCAAUAUCAAACCAAAUCAAUCACUAUAACAUCCUACAUGGUCAACCUUCUAUGUACAUAUGGUGAUCCAUUUAGCCCCGACUCAGAGGCAUGGUUCCUCUCGUUAGGAUAGUAAAUUGAUAGCAACAAAAAAUAGUGAAUUUACAUUCGAUAAUCACGCAUCGCACAUCCAAUUUGUACAGUCAUAUUUCCGAGUUCAUUGUAGGUAUAACCAGGCGGAAUCGGACGAGCAAACCAUGCAGAAGUGUGUACACUGGACAGAUGGAAAAAGUUAAUUGAAAAUUUCUGGCACGGACCUGUUUGAUCUGAUACGCGAGAUGGGCACUGUUCGGGUUCAUAUUAUGGCCAAUUAAUUAUAGAAAUGUAAUUUUGUUGACGUUUUACGAAUUACAAUCAUAUUUUUAUUUUUUUUAGCAAAGAUAAGAAACUAAAUGAUUUCUUAUACGUAGAACAUACAAUAAACAACUAUUAGAAAUUGUAAACCAUAAAAUGAGUACCUUUAUAAUUUUGAUUCCCUGUGUA
Molecule: messenger RNA, 5544 nt
Organism: Armigeres subalbatus
Lineage: Eukaryota; Metazoa; Arthropoda; Insecta; Diptera; Culicidae
Product: limbic system-associated membrane protein-like
Exons: 6
Coding region: 1763-2665 (300 amino acids)
Biological process (GO): synapse organization
Cellular component (GO): neuron projection membrane
Source: RefSeq, a predicted model, not a curated record